UAUUCGACUUUCAUCUUUCAUUCGAAGCGGACGCGUUUCUCCACGUCAUUCAGUGCUAGAGCGGAGUCAUACAUUGUGAUAGUACGGAUAAACACCUAGAGUCGAAGUUGUCUAGUUUUAACCCGUUUAUCAAUAUUUCGAAAAGGCUUGCAAAAGCUGCCUACAAAGUGGGGAUAUGGCGCGGCAAGGUCACUUGUCGAUCCUGAUUCGGGAUGUAAUUCUGCUGUUCUGCUGUCUCGCGGCCAGCGUAGGGGCCUUUAACUUAUCCCCUCGUCCGAACACGCAGAUAAACGAUCCACAGUUUGCCACCACACUGCCCAAAGUUCGUGCGUCAUAUUUUGGUUAUACCAUGAGCCUGCGACCGAAAGGUGUCAUUGUAGGAGCACCGCGCGCGCAGUCUUCCCUGGAGUCACAGCGCCAGAUAAAUGAGACCGGCGCGAUUUACAGAUGCUCUCUGACUACCGGCUCCUGCAACCCAUAUGUCCUCGAUCCCAAUGGAAACCGAGACGCUCCGUACAGUGAGUACACCUUCGACUCGGAGCGAAAGGACUUCCAAUGGCUGGGUGGCUCGAUGGACGGCGGCACUAGCGACUCGGACAAGCUGCUGGUGUGUGCCCCACGAUUUUAUGCACCCAGUGCUAAGGAUUACCAUAUGCAUGGAGUAUGCUAUUGGCUGCAAAACACCCUGGCUAGCAGUCCGGAGCACGUGAAUCGGAUCUCCCCGUUGCGGCUAAAAUCGGAACAAGUUGUGCAGGAAGAUAGUGGCAACGAAAUUAACUUUUACUACAUUCUUGGAGAGCUGGGGCUGAGUGCUCAUGUCUCGGACGACAACAGUAAGUUUCUGAUUGGUGCCCCGGGCAUAUAUACGUGGAAAGGAUCGGUUAUACUCUAUGGGCGAGUCGACCCAUCAGAAAACCCAAGCGUCAGCCGGCGUGACACGAGCAGCGCUCUGCGCCGAAAAACCAGGGAGAGCGACUCAAGUGACUACACACCCGAUAACUUCGUCCCGGAAAUCCCCAAGCCCCAGAACUGGGGUCAACAGGAUGACUCAUACUUUGGUUAUGCUGUGGCAUCUGGUUAUUUUGACAGUACAAACCUAACCACUCUGUUGUACGUGGCCACCGCUCCGCAGGCCAACAGACAAUCCGGCGAGGCAUACAUAUUCGAUGUGCUGGGCAAGACCAUCAAGAAAUACCAUGUGUUCCGUGGAGAACAGUUUGGGGAGUACUUUGGCUAUUCAGUCCUCGCCGAGGAUCUCAACGGUGACGGACGGACAGAUGUGGUGAUUUCAGCCCCCCAACACUCUCAGGAAGACUCGCACGACAACGGUGCAAUCUAUGUUUUCAUCAACAAGGGCUUUUUCAACUUUGAGUCGAAACUGCUGCGAUCGCCCAUUGCCAGUAAGGCACGUUUCGGGACUACUCUGACCCGCCUGGGAGACAUUAAUCACGAUGGCUACAAUGAUAUCGCUGUGGGUGCGCCGUUUGCGGGAAAUGGAUCGGUUUUCAUCUACCUUGGCAGCGAGCAUGGUCUGCGGAACCAGCCCAGCCAGCGGCUAGAUGCGCCUUCGGGUCAGCCCUCCAAGUAUGGCGCACAUAUGUUUGGGCAUGGCCUCUCCCGUGGGUCCGACAUCGAUGGCAAUGGAUUUAAUGACUUUGCAAUCGGAGCUCCGAACGCCGAGGCCGUCUAUUUGUAUCGUGCUUAUCCAGUUGUCAGGCUGAAGGCCACUGUGAAGUCACAGUCGCGUGAAAUCAAGCCGGAGCAGGACAAGGUGGCAAUCACAGCCUGCUAUGGUAUAACCACCACGGCCACAGCGCAGGCAGUCCAGAAGCAGGAGAUGUCCAUACGCAUCGUUAUCGAUUCACAGUUGAAACGCGCCAAGUUUACUCAGACUCAAAGCCAUGAAAUGAGUUUCACAGUCGACGCAGGUCUGACGGAGCAGUGCAGAGUAUUUGAGUGCGUUGUGCGCUACAGCGAGAAGGACAUAUUCACACCCAUCGAGCUGGAGAUGCACUACGAACUAACAAAAAAAGUACCUGAUUCUAAGGAUUUCUGCGAAACUUGUGUCGCUGUUGAUCCCUCAGAGCCGAAGGUCUACACCGAGAAGAUCAUAUUUAGUACGGGUUGUGCAACUGAUAUUUGUAUUGCUGACUUGCAAGUGAAAAGCAAGGAUGUGAGCCCUAGCUACACUUUGGGAAAUGGCAGUACUCUCCGCCUGAACUACGAGAUCACCAACAACGGAGAGACCGCCUAUCUGCCACAAUUCAAUGUGACCAGCCUGCCCCACUUGAGCUUUGCUCAGAUACCGGGCAAUUGCAGGGUUAGCGAUACUGGAAUGGUUUGCGAUCUGAACCGGGGACGACCGCUGGCCAAGGGGGAUAGGGAUAGCGUCUCCAUUAGCUUCGACGUAAGCACUUUGAGUGGUGUAGCACUCAUAAUAAACGCCGAGGUGUUCAGCACAGGCUAUGAAAAGAAUCCCAUUGACAACAGGCAGACCAAUGUAAUAAGUCUGAGAGAGUACACCGAAAUUGACGCAACUGGGGGCCAAAUAAACACCCAAAUUGACUUGGAACACUACAAAAACUCCGCGGAAAUAAUCAACAAUUAUGAGAUUAAGAGCAAUGGUCCCAGUAUUAUCGACGAUCUGACAUUGUCCUUUCAUAUACCUAUAGCGUAUAAGGUUGCUGGAUCGACCGCCGUCAUACCCAUCAUCAACAUAACCACAUUAAAGAUGCAGGCCACGUACGACGCUCAGCUGUUGGGCAUAGAGCUGUUCGAUCAGAACAACACCAUGCUGAUCCUAGAUCCAAUAGAAAUUUCCACUACGCGCGGCAUACAGAGCACGGAGCGAACAGUGAUUAGACAGAAUGGACAGGGAUAUGAUAUCACCACCAGUGGGCAUGUUCAUCAGUCUUGGCAAGAGGUCGACUCUGAUAUGGUGGCUACCGCUUCCAUGACGCGCAAGCGACGUGAUCUUAAAGCACUGACUGCCAACCGCGAGCAGUACGCUCGCAUCUCUAACGCCAAGGCGCAUGACUUGCUCAGCGAGGACUUUAAGGGCAAGCUGCCGGUGAAUCGGACAAUUGUGUUUAACUGCAGGGAUCCCGACAUGACCAUCUGCAUUAGAGCCGAGAUGCGUGUGUAUAACUUUAGGGCGGAUAAGCCUGUCAACCUGAAUGUGCGCUACUCCGUUGACCUCAACGAAGUCAAUGCCAUUUUAUUGGAUCCAUGGGAGUAUUUUGUCAUUCUGACCGAUCUAGACUUGUUGAAGAAGGGAGACCUGUCCGGCAGCUCGUUCUCCAUCAAUCGGAAGAUUGAGCCAAAUGUGAUAUCCAAACAUCUGCAGUCCCGCACGCCCAUCUGGAUCAUAAUUGUUUCCAUUAUCGGUGGUUUGCUUCUGCUCUCAGCGAUUAGCUAUGCCCUCUACAAGUUCGGGUUCUUUAAUCGAGCCAAAAAGGAAGAGCUGAAUAGACUGGUGAAACAGAGUCCCGACGAACCCGAGGCUGAGAACCUAAAUAGCGAUGGAAAUAACUAGCUUUGACCGAAAACAAGCUGCAAGUUUCAGCAGAUACCAAAACCUAAUAUUAUAACUUGAAGACGCCAUUACAAAUUAUUUAUCUACUAAGUAUGUGUGUUCUACAUGUAUUUAAAAACAAAACGAAAUUGGUAAGGUCGAUAAACGAAAACCUCACAGUUUAUAUGAAAGCGUGCAACUUUUAAACCGCGAAAGCAUUGAAUGUUCUUGUUGGUUUGACUUCCUAGUGGUCUACGAUAAGUGCCUUUUAAUUUGUAGUUUAACGACAAUUAUUUUAUGUAAAAAAGUGCCUCGUGUGCAACACAGACUUUAUUGCCAUUUUUUGUAAAUAUUUAUUAAACAUUUGUAAUAAUAAAUUGUUUUAAUAGUUUUACUAGCUCUAAGUAAUUUAAAAGACUUUAUUAAUGUGUAAACAACUGUAAAACCGAAACUAGAUUAUUUUGAGCACAAUAAAGCUUUUGUAGAAACUAUUAUAGUAUUAUAUUAGAGGAAGUAUUAAAUAAAAACACAUUUUAUAUU
Messenger RNA from Drosophila obscura, 4054 nucleotides. Its product is annotated as integrin alpha-PS3. The record is from RefSeq and is a predicted model, not a curated record. NCBI's taxonomy places the organism in Eukaryota, Metazoa, Arthropoda, Insecta, Diptera, Drosophilidae. The coding region runs from base 176 to 3535 and encodes 1119 amino acids. Gene Ontology annotation, cellular component: external side of plasma membrane; integrin complex. Gene Ontology annotation, biological process: cell-matrix adhesion; cell-cell adhesion; cell adhesion mediated by integrin. The transcript is spliced from 8 exons. Gene Ontology annotation, molecular function: integrin binding.